AUGAAGUACCUGGACUAUCCUGUCCUCACCCAACUCUCCCAUGUGCUGUCCUCCAACCCCACCCCUGAGGCGCGCACCAACGCCCGAGUCGAGACGUACUCUAUCAAACAGAUCAAGGGCGAUCGCAAGAUGUUCAGGGAGAUGGAGGAACAAUAUGUCAGCGGACAGGAAGACAUGGACGAGAUGAGCUUCUCACCAGAGAUGAAGCAAGCCGGUCUCUCGUCGUGCUUCGGACGCUUAGACGUCAAGGAGUCGCGCAAGGUCCACUUCUUGCUUGUCAACACGCUCAACUCGGCGUUCUCCGGGUAUGACUUCUCGGCGCUUCGCCCAGACCACUUUACCCGCGAGAUUAGCGCAGCACAGGUGCUGUCUCACCUGAGCACAAACCUUUUGGCCAUUGACGGCCUUGAUCUCUCUCCUCUGGCUAUCACGUUGCCAAACCCCUCUGGAUCGCCCCCGAGCUACUCGCCUUCUCUGGGCUCGUCGCCCAAAGGAACCGACGUUGGCAACCCCAGUCUCUACCGCAUCCUCAACGAAGUUGUCCCACUCAACGAAUGCGAAGUUUACUCUUGGUUCCCGGAGCCCGAGUAUGACCCGCACGUCGAGCCUGAGGAGAAUGAAGAGGCCAGCGAGUACGAUGAGGAAGACAGCGAGGAGUUCCUUUCACUCGACGACGAUCCGAUGGACAUUGACGACGGGCCCAUCAGCUGGGGCCAGGCUGGCAUGGAGCUCGAGCUUGACGACGUCCCUGAGACGUCGGCGCUGCCGAACCAGACGCGGUCAGUCCGCUCCAUGUCACUUAGCAGUGCAAUCGACUUCAGCGACCUUGCCAUGUUCAGCCCCACCCUGGGCGCAAUAUCGGACAGCGGUCACGGACGGAAAGUCGGAGGGCUCCUGUGGAGCGCCAACUACUUCUUCUACAGCAAGCGCCAGAAGCGUGUGCUUCUUAUCACGGCGUGGUGUCGCAAACGCCCGUCGCAUGAUGAUGCCCAGCCCACGGACCAGUUCGAGUCGGGGAGCCUGCCGUUACCGAUCUCAUCGUCCUUCACGUCACCAUCCACAACCUUCCAGUCCCUUGCCUCGCAGUCGGCGAAGAGCCGCCCGCCUCGGGUCAGUCACCACAACCUGAGUAACGCUCGACCCAACCAUCGGCGGUCCAAGCUCGCGUCCAAGCUUGCCACUGGACGCACCCUGGCGGCGCAGACGAUACCGAUAAGAUCGUCCGUGACAGCCCAAGACCCCGUAACACCCGUGCGCUUUGCGAGCUCGGCUCCUGCACCGACGAUGCCGCCUAUCGCGAGCCCGAGCUUCAGAGUCAACACGGGUAUCAAGCCGCGCCAGACGAGCGCGCGGCUGAUGAUCAACGCCAACGCCAAGGCGGCUGCUGCCAGCAAGGCCGAACCUACUACAGCCCAGAUGAGCGGGAGUGUCGAAGGCGAGAGCUCGCGUGUGCGCAAAGAGCGCAGCGGGAGCCUCACGCCGGGGCCAGGACUGGGGCUUGUGGAUGCUCUGACAAGUAGCGGCGUCGGCAGCGACGUCGCCAAGGGCAAGCGUGUCAAGGUGUAG
Messenger RNA from Cutaneotrichosporon cavernicola, 1566 nucleotides. RefSeq lists its product as uncharacterized. Gene Ontology annotation, biological process: negative regulation of transcription by RNA polymerase III. Lineage: Eukaryota; Fungi; Basidiomycota; Tremellomycetes; Trichosporonales; Trichosporonaceae. The transcript is spliced from 5 exons. Bases 1 to 1566 code for a protein of 521 amino acids. The record is from RefSeq and is a predicted model, not a curated record. Gene Ontology annotation, molecular function: RNA polymerase III core binding. Gene Ontology annotation, cellular component: nucleus.